Molecule: messenger RNA, 924 nt
Organism: Drosophila hydei
Lineage: Eukaryota; Metazoa; Arthropoda; Insecta; Diptera; Drosophilidae
Product: general transcription factor IIF subunit 2-like
Exons: 2
Coding region: 76-822 (248 amino acids)
Biological process (GO): transcription initiation at RNA polymerase II promoter; transcription by RNA polymerase II
Cellular component (GO): transcription factor TFIIF complex
Source: RefSeq, a predicted model, not a curated record
UUUGAGUUCUCAUCGAAUUCUGUUUCAUUCGAGUUCGCUUUGGAGAAGUUUUCUCAAAUUUCUUUCAACUUCAACAUGGCCCAAGAAGCUAUAAAGAAAAAAAAGAUGGACCUGUCCAAGGCUGAGCGCGGCAUUUGGCUGGUCAAGGUGCCCAACUAUGUGGCCGAGCUCUGGGAGAAGUCGCCCAGCGAGAUGCAAGUGGCAACAAUGCGCAUGCAAAAGUCGGAAACCGGAAACACGGAACCGGCCAAGGUAAACUUGAUUCUCAGUCCGGAACUGAUGCAAAUGGCUCCAGGUAAGCCGAUAGCCGCCGAGCACGAGCUGAAGCUGUGCAAGACCAUCAAAGGCGCCAGGCUAACGGGCAUAUUCUCAACCAUCGACGACUCCGACUCGGCCAUGGAGGGCUGGAUAACCCACAAGAUGGAGUGCCUGCCCGUGUGCAAUGAUCAAUAUUUGAAAAUGAAACAGCAUUCGUUGCGGGGCGUGAAACCCACGCGCGUCGCCGAGCCACUCAAUAACAUUGUGAAGAACUAUAAACCUGUCAGCAAUCAUGCUCACAACAAAGACGAUAACAGACGCAAGAAGGAUGGCGCCUCGAAGACGCUAAGCAAGGAAAACAUAAUGGAUAUGCUCUUCCAGGCCUUUGAGAAACACCAAUAUUAUACGCUGAAGGAUCUGCAAUUCAUAACCAAGCAGUCGGUGUUCGUGCUGAAGGCCAUCCUCAAGGAUAUAGGCGACUACAGCAAGGACCCGGCUCACAGGCAGAUGUGGGAGCUAAAGGAAGAAUAUCGCCACUACCAACAGCCCGAUGAAACCAAGUAAAUCAAAUCUGAAUUGUAUAAAUAUGCUUGGCGUGCUCCACUAAAUAAUAUGUAAUUAAAAUAAUUGCCAUUAUGACACCGCACAAAAAAUGAGGAGGUAUCU